This is a messenger RNA of Sciurus carolinensis (gray squirrel), 2964 nucleotides long. It is a transcript of the gene Atp1b2, whose product is annotated as ATPase Na+/K+ transporting subunit beta 2. Gene Ontology annotation, cellular component: sodium:potassium-exchanging ATPase complex. Gene Ontology annotation, molecular function: ATPase activator activity. The record is from RefSeq and is a predicted model, not a curated record. Bases 603 to 1475 code for a protein of 290 amino acids. Gene Ontology annotation, biological process: intracellular sodium ion homeostasis; intracellular potassium ion homeostasis; sodium ion export across plasma membrane. NCBI's taxonomy places the organism in Eukaryota, Metazoa, Chordata, Mammalia, Rodentia, Sciuridae. The transcript is spliced from 7 exons.
GGGCCCCGCACUGCUGAGGAGCGGAGCCUCCGCCUGGGGAACCCCUAUCCUAGUCUGUCCCUCAACUGCGCGUCCCCGCCCCACCCCCCACGGCUGGGCCACCAGUGGUGCGGCGGUCUCCGCUUGGCGGAGGAGCCUUGAACCGCCACCUGCCGUGUUCCACAGCCUCUUUGCAUCUCGGAUUUCAGGGCGACCUCCCUCCCCCACCUUUCCCUGCCUCCUUGCACCCCGCUUUUUUCAGCAUUUCGUUCGGGUUUUGUAGCCGUCUGUUUUUACAUCGCUUUUCGUUUUGCUUCUAGGCGGUUUGCGGGGUGAAAGUGCAUUCGCACCCCUUCCCCUUGUCAUCCUCCCCUGCUGACAGUCCCCUUUUCAUCGCAGUCGGGGGGCCUCGGAUCGGUGCACCUCCGCCGUGCUGCCAGCACCCCGCAGCGCGUGGCCGUGCACCCCGGAAUUUACAGCACCUGCAUAUCUGAGGGGGGUCUCCCUCGCCCCCUCCGCCUUCGCUUCCCGCGCGUUCCAGCGCGUGGAGGGUUUCGGCGCGCGUCGCCCCCGCUUCUCUGCAGCCCCCCGCCCGGCGUCGGGACUCGCUCCGCGCGGCCAAGAUGGUCAUCCAGAAAGAGAAGAAGAGCUGCGGGCAGGUGGUUGAGGAGUGGAAGGAGUUCGUGUGGAACCCUAGGACACACCAGUUCAUGGGCCGCACUGGGACCAGCUGGGCCUUCAUCCUCCUCUUCUACCUUGUGUUCUAUGGCUUCCUCACAGCCAUGUUCACCCUCACCAUGUGGGUAAUGCUGCAGACUGUCUCUGACCAUACCCCCAAAUACCAGGACCGACUGGCCACACCGGGCUUGAUGAUUCGUCCUAAGACUGAGAACCUUGAUGUCAUUGUCAACAUCAGUGACACUGAAAGUUGGGAUCAGCAUGUUCAGAAGCUCAACAAGUUCUUGGAGCCUUACAACGACUCCAUCCAAGCCCAAAAGAAUGAUGUCUGCCGCCCUGGGCGCUAUUAUGAGCAGCCAGAUAACGGGGUCCUCAACUAUCCGAAACGUUCCUGCCAAUUCAACCGGACCCAACUGGGCAACUGCUCUGGCAUCGGGGACCCCACCCACUAUGGUUACAGCACUGGGCAGCCCUGUGUCUUCAUCAAGAUGAACCGGGUCAUCAACUUCUAUGCAGGCGCAAACCAGAGCAUGAAUGUUACCUGUGCUGGGAAGCGAAAUGAAGAUGCUGAGAAUCUUGGCCACUUUGUCAUGUUCCCUGCCAAUGGCAACAUCGACCUCAUGUACUUCCCCUACUAUGGCAAAAAGUUCCAUGUGAACUACACGCAGCCCCUGGUGGCCGUGAAGUUCCUGAAUGUGACCCCCAAUGUGGAGGUGAAUGUGGAAUGCCGCAUCAAUGCUGCCAACAUUGCCACGGAUGAUGAGCGAGACAAGUUUGCCGGCCGUGUGGCCUUCAAACUCCGCAUCAACAAAACCUGAGGCCCCUCUUCUUCCGCCCCCACCUCUCUCCUGUGGAUGCUUCUGGAAUGUCCCUGACCCUGCCUGAUCCCUCCCUCACCCCCCAAAGGUAUUUUUUAUAACAGAGCUAUGACUUGUCUAAGCCUCACCCCCUUUUCCUUGACUUUUCAACCCAACCCGAUGUCCACUGUGAUUCCCUGACUAUGCUAUACACAUUUUCCACCAUCUUCUGAGCCACCUACCUUAGCUCAGCCAGAGAUAGAUAGAUUGGCUACCAAGAUGACCAGAGAAGUUAGGAGUCUUUCUAGUUGUGAUUUAGUUGUGAACUCCCACUUCCGUUCUUAUUUCCUGAGAGCAUAGAAAAUGCCUACUAACCCGCUCCGGGCCCACAAACACAGAUGGCCUCAUUUCAGCCCUUUCGUUAAUGGAAAUGAACAUGGUACUCCUUUCUCCCAUUCCUAAGCUCCAGCUCUUUUACCCUUCUCUCUUGCAUUCCUUCCCCAUCUCUACAGUUGCCGACUUGGUAGUUUUGACUUUUCUGGUUCCUCCAGCAGGUCUUUCCCCUCCUCUUGCCUAUCCCUAUUCCCUCCAAUGAAAAGCAGCCAUUUGUAAUUAAGGACAAAUUGGUUCUGUGGCCUUUUCCCUCUUUCCUGGCACAUCCUGCUUUAACUCCUAUGGUGACUCCAUGAGCCAGCAAAUGAGAAACUGAGAGAGAAGUCCAUGUUGAUUCUUCUAGAGAAUUCUGUAGUGGUCCCUGACUCCAAUUCCUUCCUGGUCCCUCCUGUCAUCUACAUAGUCACUACUCAGAGAAGCAGGCUUGACCUAGGCUGAAUAUUCACUUUGUUUUUACGGAUAGCUCCCUUCCCCCAUUCGCCUUCCCAGAAUAUCCUUCAAGUUCUACUUCCCAGGGAGCUCUGGGGGAGGGGCAGCCAUCUUGGCUCCAUCCCCAGUGGCCACCUUGGAAAUGUCAGCUGGCUGGGGGACUAGUCCACCUCUUUCCCCUGAGCCUAGAGCUGCCCGCACCAUCCUCUCUCUGGCUUCUCCUAAAAAGUUAUGGGCUGACCACAAGCUCAGUCCCCUUCCUCUGCAUGCCAGCCUGUAGUUUCAAAUACUCUCCUCUCUGAGUUUCUUGGCUCCAUCUCCUUCAGACCUGUUUGCCUUCUUAAAAAAAAAACCCAUAAUGCCCAUAGAAUGUUAAAUGAGAGGCCUCCUGCUCUGAGUAUUCUUUAAAGAGGCAUUUUUAACUCUUUCUCCUCUGGUUUCCCUUCUCUUCCCCACCCUGUCUAACCUCCCUUUUCUUUAUUAAUGCUGCAGCCUCCACACUCCACCCUUCCCUUUUUCAUCUUGCUGGAUCUCUUUCUUCCUUUUGGGUCCCCACGUUUUCCUGCACCCUCUUCCUUCCCAAUGGUCUCUCUGCAGUUAUUUAAUGCCUGUGUCAGAUCUACUGUAAAGAGGAUAAAGUACAAUAAAAUAAGAGCAAUUAUAUAUAUAAAUAUAUAUCAUACACAGA